Molecule: messenger RNA, 1257 nt
Organism: Laccaria bicolor S238N-H82
Lineage: Eukaryota; Fungi; Basidiomycota; Agaricomycetes; Agaricales; Hydnangiaceae
Exons: 10
Coding region: 1-1257 (418 amino acids)
Biological process (GO): nickel cation transmembrane transport
Cellular component (GO): plasma membrane
Molecular function (GO): nickel cation transmembrane transporter activity
Source: RefSeq, a predicted model, not a curated record
AUGGUCUUCGAGCUUGCUGUGACCGCGAUUUGUUGGACUGUUGCUGGGAUCUUGUUCGGGAGACGCGGUGAUACACGCGGAAUUUUAGAUCUAGCGCUGUUAGCUUGGAAUUCGGUUGAUCGAUCUUACACAAGCGCCAUCGACAACGCUACAAGAGGAUUGAUUAAUCUCAAUCAGCUAUCCGUUACUUGCGGUUUAUUUUUCUCCCUUGGACAUAGCACCAUCGUGAUUGCCGUCAAUGUGGGUAUCGCCAUUUCUUCAAGCGUGUAUAACAGAAUCGCGAGUGUUGGAAAGGUCGGAGGGAUAGUGGGAGACGCCGUCUCAGGCUCGUUUUUGUUUCUCAUCGGUAUCGCGAAUACUAUUAUUCUGUGGAGGAUUUUGAAGCGCCGCCGUCAGGCAAAGAUCCGGGCGCAGCGACGGAUGAACGGCGAGACGGUCGAGGAGCCCAAACACAACCCUCAAGAUGGCAAUAUGCUCAUGAUGCGUAUCAUAGGACCCAUUAUAACGUUUGUGGAUCGACCUUGGAAGAUGUACCCCGUCGGCGUACUUUUCGGAUUUGGAUUCGACACAGCCUCAUCAAUAGCGCUACUCGCCGUCUCAGCGCUCGCCAGAAAGGGCGCGGACGGAUCUUCUAUACCCAGCUCUCACAUAGUCAUUCUGCCGUUCUUGUUCACAGCUGGGAUGACCUUGGUAGAUUCUGCAGACUCCGUUCUGAUGCUGUACUCGUACAGCGGAUUCCCUGAGCGCUCUUUCUUUGUCUUUGAAAAAAGAGAGAACGCUGUGGCCAGUAUGCUGCGAGAAGAAUCUCGGCCUGGAUUGGAGGACCCAGAGCAAGCGAUAACGGGAGAAGAUAAGCAAGAUAAGGCAGAGCAACCGCUUGCUUUGGACUCGGAGGGAGUGCAAGUGGUGGAAGUGAAGGAAGCUACGGGGGAGGACUUGAAGUCGGCUAAGAUAAAAAUUGGGGACCCGGAGAAACUGCGAGAGGGCGAGGAGGAGAAACUGGCCGUUAUCGUUGACGAAGGAAUGGAGCGGGAUAGGCGGUUGAAGUUGAAUGUUAUGUCCGGGCUGAGUAUAACCCUCACGUUGAUGAGUAUUCUCGUCGCGUUCAGUAUCUCGCUGAUCGUUCUUAUGGGUCUCAUUGGGGACAACUGCGGUCCCUGUAUCGCAGCUGCGGAGGCGGACGACGGCCACGGAGGUGGAUUGGCAGGUCGGUGGUGGAGGGGAUGGGCGAAUGUACGUUUUUAUAAAACUUAUUGA